AUGUUGAAAUUGCUUGUAAUUGCUGUUGCUAUUGAAUGUGUAAUUGUUGUGUCAGGAUCAGAGCGGUGCAAUGGACGUCAUGAAUACUACGAAAAAUGCAUUAAGACAUGCGAUCCUCAAACUUGUGAAAGUGCUGGGGAAACAUUUCACUGUCCAAUGAGAUCCAAAUGUAAAGGUGGCUGCAGGUGUAAGCGGGGAUAUUUGCGGAACGAAAAUAAAGAUUGUAUACCUAGUGAUCGAUGCGAUGAUGAAAAUUACGAUAUAUCUUCGACAUACUAUACACCAACAUCAAAGCAUACAGUCGAAAAGUCUGGCAAAGAAAGUCACAAGCAUAGUAAGGACAGUAGCAGUUUUUUGAGUGAAAAUGAUUCAAGUUUAAGUACUAUUAGUCAAACCCCACCAGCGAGGCACACAUACUGCCGCCGCCACGAAGUAUGGUCAGAAUGUACGAACGGUGGGUGCGGCAGGCGCACUUGCUCGGAUUUGGCAUCACCGGUUAUUUGCAUUGACCCAGCCAGGGGUUACUGCCGAUCUGGAUGCGUUUGUAAAGAAAACUAUCUUCGGAAUCGACAUGGAGUUUGUGUGCCGAUUUCUAAGUGUCCUACACCCCAAUGCCAAGAGAACGAGGUAUAUCUUCGAAAUAGGGAGACGGUGAAUCAUCCACAAUCGUGCUGGCAGUACUUAUAUGCUAAUCUUGACGAUUUGGUCGAGACACAAGGACCAGAAUGCAUUUGCAGGAAAAACUAUGCCAGGAACAAUGACGGGCAAUGCAUUCAUAUAAGCAACUGUUUUCACAACAUACGAAGAAAAAGAUCAAUUUGCGGGAAUUAUGAGGAGUUCGUACUGAAUACAGCUGGCAUUUCACGGCCUCAAAAUUGCUGGAGAUAUAUUUUAGGUUUUCCAAAAAGUACAGAACUCUUAUUGAAACCAGGUUGUGUGUGUAUUGAAAACUACGUAAGAAAUAGCACGGGUUCAUGUAUACCUUCUACAGAAUGUGGUGAACUCAUGUUAACGGGCUGA
Pieris macdunnoughi is the source of this 1020-nucleotide messenger RNA. The record is from the annotation of a GenBank genome assembly. NCBI's taxonomy places the organism in Eukaryota, Metazoa, Arthropoda, Insecta, Lepidoptera, Pieridae.